This is a messenger RNA of Bactrocera neohumeralis, 3561 nucleotides long. RefSeq names its product insulin-like peptide receptor. The transcript has 8 exons. The record is from RefSeq and is a predicted model, not a curated record. NCBI's taxonomy places the organism in Eukaryota, Metazoa, Arthropoda, Insecta, Diptera, Tephritidae. Gene Ontology annotation, molecular function: protein binding. Bases 314 to 3352 code for a protein of 1012 amino acids.
GUGAUUUUUCUGUAAAUAUUUUGUAAGAGAAAAGUGAAAGUGUUUUUAAAAAAUAAUAUCCCUUAACAAUAUUUCACGAAACUGUUGCGAAUAAGUUGAGUAAUUCUUUGACCUGCCAAAUACUCCUUACAGGAGCACAGCAAUCGCGGUAGUGUACAAUAAUAAUAAAAAAAAUUAAAUUUAAUAAAAAAAAUUAAUAUAGUAAAUUAUAAAAAAAAAAUCCACAAAACAUAUAUUUUCAAAAAUUCAACUCAACCUUAACAACCAUAAAGUGUCGAAAUCAGCUGAUACGCCGCAUAAAACAGCACCGAGGAUGGCAAUUUGCCAGCCAGCCUUGUCAGCACCGCACACCCGCUCCAUCGUAAAGCCGCGGCGGCUACAACAAUGCGCAAAUAAAAAUGUUUGCCACAACAACAGCAGCGAUUCGCUAAGCAGCAUUUGUGCGCCACAUAUGGCAUGCGCCAACCACAAGUUCCUAUUAAUUGUGUUCCUUUGCACUGUGGGCUUACUGCUCACCGUGUGUCGUCUGCCCACCGUCAAUGCAGCUACAAAUCCGCGCGUAGCGCCUAGGCCAGUGCGCACCGAGCCGGGCGAGUGUCGUAGCAUUGAUGUGCGUAAUGACUGUGAGAGUUUCGAACAAUUACAUAACUGCACUGUUAUACGCGGUUUCCUGUUGAUUGUCCAGGUACCGGCGGAGAACUAUGAUACGAAGGAACCGUGUCAUCAUGAGAAUUAUACUUUUCCGCUACUGCGUGAAAUCAGCGAUUUUCUGAUAUUUCAUGAUGCGCGCGGUUUGCGUAGCAUACGUAAUCUAUUCCCCAACUUGGCUGUGAUACGUGGUCGCCGUUUAUUUCUCAACUAUGCUCUUGGCAUUACGAAUAUGCCCGAUUUGGAAGCGUUGGAAUUCCCUUCAUUAAUAGCGAUACAACGUGGCCACAUUUACAUAAACAACUGUCCGAAGCUCUGCAAUUUAGACAAGAUUGAUUUCGAUCGCAUCACAUUGUCGGUGGGUGAAAAUCAUGUUUUUCCCAAGGCGCCAGAAGAUUGCCCCAAGAAAACCGUUUGUCAAAACUGUGUUACCGAACAUUGUUGGUCGAAUGAUGUUUGUCAGCGUUUUGAGAAUGACAAUCUAAUUGAUGCAGCCAAAGGUAUUCAGCAUUGUCACAGUGAAUGUCUCGGCGGCUGCUACAAUAGUUCAAGUGAUGGUUGCUACACGUGUAAAAAUCGGGAGGACCACGGUAACUGCGUGAAGGAGUGUCCACCAGAUAAAUACUUAUUGGAAAUUGAUCAAACCUGUCAUACGAAGGAUGAGUGUGUGAAACUCUUUAAUAUAACUAGCAUGACUGUAAAGGACAACAAAUGCUUGAUACAGUGUCCGGAAGGUUGGGUAUUUGAUGUCAAUGGACGUGACAUAAUUAAUUGCAUACCAUGCGAUGUGGAAAUGCGCGACAAUAUCUAUACCAUAUUCAAUUUGGGCGAUGCCGAUCGUCUGCGCGGCUGCAAGUCACUCAACGCGAGCGUUAUCAUAUCCAUACGCAAUACGGUUAACGAAGAUGAUUUAGUGAAAAGUUUGGGUAAUUUACAAGAGAUCGGUGGCUAUUUGAAAAUCAUUGGUUCCGACGGACUUACGAGUUUAAAGUUUCUUAAGGGUUUACAGAGGAUCUCCGGUAGAGGGGAACUUUUGGAAGCCGGCUUGUACGGACUCGUUUUAUAUGAUAACGAGAACUUGAAAGAUUUGUGGCAACCGCAGAAGAAUUUCGAGGUGGUACAUGGCAGCAUGUAUGUGGAGAUGAAUAAAAAGUUGUGCAAUCGUAAAUUGCGUGAAUUCGCGCGAAAAGUGAGACACGAUGUACUGAAAGACGCAUUACAAGUAAACGAUCAGGAGGUGCUGUGUGAUCCCGCGAAAUUGUCUUUGCACAUUGAGAUAUUAUCUCAUCGUUCAGCGAAAUUCAGCUGGCCCAAAGAGCAAACAUCUAGCGAAGUGGAAAUCAUGUAUCGUCCGAUAGCAGCGAAUGAGGAGUUUGUAGAGCACAGCGAGCUGGAUACACAUAUCUGCAGAAGAAUUCAAUGGACUCGCAUACUCGCUUUUCCAAAGGACUUAGAAAGCAAUGAGACACACUACAUAUAUACCGCAAACGAUUUGAAGCCAAGAACACGUUACGCAUGUCUGGUGAAAACCUUCGGACUCGCCGACAUACACGAUACUCGAAGUGAUUUGAUGUAUAUGAUCACGAGAGUGGACCUGCCGGCACCGCCAACAAUCAAUAUCGUGCGGAAAAAUGAUGUUUCACUCACAGUGCAACUGGAACAUUCGCCUGACGAUGUCGUAACCUAUUAUAAACUGGAGGUCUAUAAUCUGACCGACAAUAAACUGUUGUUGGAUCAUCGUGAUUUCUGCGUGCAACCGAGUCACAUGUAUCACGACAAGGACACAUUUGUCAGCAACGACGAGGAUGAGGAUGCAUGUUGCAGGCGCAAGGAAGAAGAAGCAGACGAUCAUCGCUUCGUGCACAAUAUGCGCAAACUGUUCGAGUGUAAUUUGGAUAAAAUGGAAAAUUGCCGUCCCGACACCAACUUGGCCGAGCUGUCGCCCGGUACGGUUUCGCCACUGAACGCAUGGUUAAGAAAGAAUUUGGAUGCAACGUCGCGUAAUGCGACAAUCAUUACGCAUUUGAAACGUUUUAGCCUGUAUACGCUACAGGUGCAGUCCUGCAACGAAGCAGGUUGUGGUGCAUACGCUUUUCACUCGACGCGCACGAACUUCUCCAUUAGCGGCGACAGUUUGGAAUCGCUAAUGGCUUGUCGUGUUGGCGGUCUAAAUGAGUUUCAUGUAUACUUUCCGGAACCGCAGAAUGCGAACGGUAUGAUCACCUCUUAUGUGGUGCAUUUCCGUCUACAUCAACCAGAUGCCGAUACUUUUCGAUCACACAACGAGUGCGUAACACGUUCCCAACAUGAAUUUAAUAAUUAUCAAUUAAUCGCACAAUUGCAUGCGCCCUUCAAUGAGGUAGCGGUGCGUGUUUUCUCGCUGGCCGGUGGCUUCCUCACGCCUUGGAUGCCGAUCACUAUUUGUCCGUUUCAAUCGGCUAUCGUUAAAAUGGGCGCUGUUACCGAGCAGAAAAAGGGCUAUGCCGGCAAGAUAAUUAUGUCAUGCUUCUUGUUCGGUGUUUGCUCCUUCAUUGCGUGGGGUUGCUUCAAAUGGGGUUGGUGGCGUUGGCGUCGGUUCGAAGAAAUACGCCGUCAUCUCUCACGCCUUUGGAACUGGGAGCCACGGCGUAUUGGUGAUGGUGGUCAAUCGCUUGUUGAAUAUCGCAAUGUGCCCGAAGAAGAGCGACUGGAGAGUUCGGGGUAGUGUUGACCAAUGGAAAACUUUUAAAAAUAUGUCUAAUGGGUUUAAACAAAUUUAAAGAAAUUAAUUGUUGUAUUAUAUUCUUGUUUUUACUUUUUAAUUUUUUUCGUUACAAAAUCAAAGUGUUAUAAAUAUUUGAAAAAAAGUUUCCUUUGUUUAAUGUAUAUUUGUUAACAAUGCGUUAAAUAUUUUACCGUUAGUGUAAUACAAGA